Molecule: messenger RNA, 1728 nt
Organism: Akanthomyces muscarius
Lineage: Eukaryota; Fungi; Ascomycota; Sordariomycetes; Hypocreales; Cordycipitaceae
Exons: 3
Coding region: 1-1728 (575 amino acids)
Biological process (GO): intracellular polyamine homeostasis; transmembrane transport
Molecular function (GO): polyamine transmembrane transporter activity
Source: RefSeq, a predicted model, not a curated record
AUGGAUUCGGCCACCUUUACAUCAGAUGAUGUCUUGCCAUCUGAUAAACAAGGCUCCUUUGACGGCCAAGAACCUCAUAAAACUCGUUCUAGCUCAUUGUCUAUUCAUUCAGAAAACUCAGAGUCACAGGAGUCGCGCACAAAGGAGAAAAAUGAUGUCUGUUCUGAGCUGGAUGGCCUGGACCAAAGCGCUGUCGACCCUCAGAACACAGCAGAACUCGGCAUAUCAAGAACGCAGUCCAGAGCUUCAUCCACUCGUGCGAGGCCUGCUGUGAUUGUUCCGCGCAGUGACCGUCGUGGUCUGUUGAGUCGUUUCACUAUUUUACCAGAGGUUGUGAAUCCGUACGAUUAUGCAAGGGGAACAAAAUGGGGCAUCACGGCGACGAUUGCCGUCGCGACUGCUGCCGCACCGCUUGGCUCCUCAAUUUUCUAUCCUGCCUUGAACACCAUAUCUGAGGAGUUUCACACCACUUCGACUAUAACCAAUUUAGCUGUUGCCAUGUACAUGGUAGCCAUGUCAAUAUUCCCCAUCUGGUGGUCGGCAUUUUCCGAGGAGUUUGGGCGCCGGUCCAUCUACCUGACAUCUUUUACACUCUUUGUUCUUUUUUCCAUUGCAAGCGCGCUGAGCGUUGACAUUUCCAUGCUGAUCGUUAUGCGUAUCGGUGUGGGUGGUGCCUCUGCAAGCGUGCAAGCCGUCGGCGCUGGAACCAUUGCUGACAUCUGGGAGCCAAGGGAGCGCGGCCUCGCCAUGAGCAUGUUUUACCUCGGCCCUCUGCUUGGUCCUUUGUUCGCGCCAAUCAUUGGUGGUGCACUGUCGCAGGCGUUUGGUUGGAAGUCUACCAUGUGGUUUUUAGCCAUUUACGGCGGCGUCAUUGUCAUAAUGCUGACCCUCCUUCUUCCUGAGACUUUGGCUCGAGAGGCGCCACCACCCAGCGACACUGCUCCGCUCACACGAUUGUCGACGAGAGAAUCGACAAAACUGCACACUAAAAGAUUCGCGAGUAGUAUCAACCGUUUUAUUUUCGCUCCUCUCAAGGUUUUGCUAUUUCUGCGUUUCCCGCCCGUCCUCAUUACGGUCAUCCUUGCCGCAUUUGCCUUCGGCAGUCUCUUCGUCAUGAACAUUACUGUGCAGCAACAGUUCGCGAAGCCGCCGUACUCGUACCCACAACUCACAGUUGGUCUGCUUUAUAUUCCAUCUGGACUUGGGUACAUAGUUGGCUCUCUGCUGGGUGGCCGCUGGUUGGACUACAUCAUGGCGCGAGAGGCUGCGAAGGCAAAGCGCUACAACGAUAAGGGAAAACUAAUAUAUCUUCCCGAAGACCGUCUGCGCGAGAAUGCCUGGAUUGCUGUGACAGUGUAUCCUUGCGGCCUGCUCUUGUUCGGAUGGACCAUCAACUACGGCGUCAUGUGGCUUGCCCCAGCUGCGGGAGCGUUCAUUUUCGGAAUCACGUCUAUGCUCGUUUUUUCGGCAGCAACAACCAUGCUUACGGAGUUCAUCCGUAAAAAGAGUUCGGCAGGUGUUGCUGUGAACAAUUUCGUGCGUAAUCUCCUCAGUUGCAUCGGCACCGUUGUCGCUGCGCCGUGGCUAAAUGCCAUUGGACCUGGUUGGGUAUUUACCGCGACAGCCCUUUUUUGUAUGGUCAUCAGCUACACCUGUGUUUUCUUGCUCCAGCGCAAUGCCCCAAAGUGGCGCGCGGUCAUGGAGAAGGCACUCGCUGAAACAACAUAA